Messenger RNA from Bursaphelenchus xylophilus (pine wood nematode), 2926 nucleotides. The record is from the annotation of a GenBank genome assembly. Lineage: Eukaryota; Metazoa; Nematoda; Chromadorea; Rhabditida; Aphelenchoididae.
AUGCCUCCGAAGAAAAAGAAGACUUUGCAACAGAAGAACACCAAAAACUCGGAAAAUUUGGAAUCGACGGAGAGUCUGAAUCCUAGUGCGAUCUCGCAGAAGUCCAUCUUCCAGGAAUGCGCCAAGGAGCCGUGGUUCUUUGGAUACCUUCCGGGAGAAAUAUUAAUGGUAAGCAAAACGGGGUUUUUUGCAAUUCUUGGCGAAAAACGCCGCUGUGGGCAAAAAACUCAACUUUUUCAAAACUGGGGCUAGCUAAAUUUUAAUUUUCAGCAAUAUCUCCACAAUACCGGCGACUUUGCUCUAUGUUAUAUGGAUCAGUUGGAGUUGAUUGUCAAAGGAGAGACCACGAAACACAUGGUAGCUGCUAUCAUCGAGAACAAUGAGGUCAGACUCCCGCAUAUAGCAAAGGUAUGUGUAUCCAAAAAGUGUCAUUUUUGGUCCUCUCAACAGCGAGAUUACCUUUUCGCUUGCCAUAAAAAUCAAUAAUGUGUCGUGUUUUCAGUCAUUUCAAAGUGUUCCCAAGAUGGUUGAAGAGAUGAAACGUCGCCGUUUCAAACUGGAAAAGAACGGCGAACGACUGAAAUUGGGACGACCGAUUGAAACUCCAGCUUGGGUUUUGAGCAAGGAUUUUGUCCGCACUGUCAAAUGCAUUGACAGUGAAACUGGUAAGCGGGCUACGGAAUAUUACGUUUUAACUUAAAAUAAUUCUUGCGUUUUCGUAGAGCGCGAGCCGCGGGAUUUGUGAUGGCAAUCUUUCCCUUCCUUAAAACUUGGGCUGUCAUUAUUUGCUAAUAUGACUUGUAAUUCAGGUUUCCACAAGCUGUACAUAGGCAAAAUGUUUGGUAAAAUCGGAGUUUUGGUGAAAAUGACGGCCGAAGAUAUGUCCAAGAACAGUAUUGAGAAGACAAAUCGAGCCUUGCUGAACGAAUGUCGAAGAUUGAUAAGCCUAAGACAUCCGAAUAUCGUCUUAGUAAGUCAGCACUCUCCACUUCAAAUUUUGGGAUUCUAACUCGACAAAUUGAAAUUUUUACAGUAUGUUGAAGUGGAUAAAAUUGCAAUUUGCCCUCCUUGACGACUCUUAAAACUUCAAAAAUUCAUUUUUUUCAUUUUAUAGGUCUACGGAAUUGUCUGUGUUGACCUUCCAAUUCAAUUGAUUUGUGAGAUUUGCAACGGAAAGUCGCUGAAGCAAUUUUUAAUUCAUCAUGGAUCAACCUGCUGCAAUACCGAACGUCUCAAAUUUGCUCAACAAGUGGCCUGUGCUGUUCAAUAUGUCCACAACGCGUAAGUUUAUCCAUAAAAAGCAGGGUUAAUUUGACGAACGGCAUGACAAUACCGUUCGAAAAAGCCAGGGCGCAGCUCGCAGAAUGAAACAAUUGUGACUAAUAGCCUAAAUUUUUCAGAAACGUUGUGCAUCGUCAAGUGGUCGCCGACACAUGCCUAAUCAGCAAUUAUGGCCAAAUAAAAUUGUCUGGAUUUGGCCUAGCAGCCACUCCAGAAGAGCUCAACGGAACCCGAAUCGAUAUUCUAACUCAACAAAACAUCCCAUUGAGAGCCAUGCCACCCGAAGCUUUGACUCAUAAACCCCUUUUUACACUCAGUUGCGAUGUCUGGUGGGCAUUUUCACAUUUCCAGCCUUUGAAUUUCAUUAAUUUCUAUUGCACUUAACAUGCAGGUCAUUCGGAGUCUUUUUGUACGAGAUUUUCUCGAAUGGUGAAGGUCCAUGGCCAAAAUUGGAACCGAAGAGGAUUGCCACUGCGAUCAGAAAGGCGCAGAUGCCAGGUUAUCCGCCAAAAAUGCCUCUAGAGGUCAAGGAAUUUGUUGCUACAAAAUGCUGGAUAAGGAAUCCACAAAGCCGAGCCAAAAUGAGCGAAAUCAAGCUCUUUUUGGAUGAGCUGUUGAUGAAGAGUUCGGAUUCGAAUCCAACUGAAAGCAAAAUUGUAAGCGUUUUCUGCUUCGAGAAGCAAUUUUCAAGGAUUUUGGGCCUCGCCAUGAACAUUUGUUAUCGUGGCAUUGUGUUUUAGACGCUUAUAGUUCAAUUUCACACGUUCAAAUUUGAUUUUCAGAGUUCGCUAAACGUUCUCGAUGGUGUUGAGCCUCUGUCCCAACGAAAAAUAGAGCAAAGGUUUGAGGAGUCAAUCCAUAAAUUCAAUGAUCUCCGUCAAACCGCCGUUUGGCCAGGCAGGGAGAAUACAGCCGAGAUUUUGAUCGAAAUAAACUCGGCAUCGCUGAAGAAGAGGGGAGAUAGAAAUAAGGACAUAGCGAAAAUGCUUGCCAAAUCCAAUUCUAUUAGAUCCAAAACUCAAGCGAUGACUGCUAGGACUACGACAACAACACCACAGAGAGAGGUAAGCUACAAUUUAAUAGUCUAUGCUAGACGAAAAGUUUGUACAAGAGUUUUACUUUACAGUGGGGGACCUGAUCCAACGGCAAAAAACGCACCAUUUUGCAUCCAGGAAGUAUCAAAAAUGUGGCAAAAUACCUCCCUCUUCAAGUGAAAAAGCUCAGAUUUCAAAAGCGCGCCCGCUCUUUUUGUGAGGGAAAGGCACUACCACCUAAUUCACCCUUCAAAACGAAGUUUUUUCUUUUGAAGAGGGAAGCAUUUUGCCACAUUUUUGACACUUCCUGGAUGCAAAAUGGUACGUUUUUUGCCACUGGAUCAGGUCCUCCACUGUAAUAUUCUAAAUUUGCACAAUUCAAUUUCCAGAAGACCGAUAUCAUAAACGAAGACGGGCAGACGAAAUCAGAUGCCCAUAGUUCCAAAACCAAACGCAAGGGUGCGAAAAAACCGGCAAGCAAGAGAGCCAAGAGCCUUUUCAAAAAUCCUGCUCCCAGCGAGGCACAGACUCCAGCGAAGAAGCUGCCCAGACCGGCACAUGCCCACGAUGACAUUGACGACGAUUUCAGUGGAAGUUUGAAGGAAGAUUAG